Molecule: messenger RNA, 3285 nt
Organism: Trematosphaeria pertusa
Lineage: Eukaryota; Fungi; Ascomycota; Dothideomycetes; Pleosporales; Trematosphaeriaceae
Exons: 1
Coding region: 1-3285 (1094 amino acids)
Biological process (GO): mitotic cell cycle; spindle organization; establishment of meiotic spindle localization
Cellular component (GO): spindle pole
Molecular function (GO): protein binding
Source: RefSeq, a predicted model, not a curated record
AUGCGCCGCUACGCAGAGGCAACGCCAUGCCCUGCGCCGAACCUAUCUUUCUCUAGCAGUCGCUAUAACGAAUACACGCGCCGCUCGUCCCUCUACGCGCCAAGCAGCUAUUCGACAGAUGAUACUACCACGAACAUAGAAUACACGACAGAAAUACAGGCGAAUUUGAGGAAUGCAAAGCCUAGGCGGCCGGCGCGCGGCAUGCGCAAGUCAGCGUUUAACCCGUCGCUGGAUAUAUUUGAGGAUGUGGCGCAAGAGGAGGAGCAGCAACAGCAGACAACUGUGGAAAUGAAACGGGCAAGCAGAACUUCGAUUAUACCUCAGGGAGGUCUUGAGAAGAAGAGCACGAUAUUGGCGCAGAAGGCGCAGAAGAUUCAUCUCCCUGCGCCGCAGGUUCAGGAGCCGCAGCUACACAAGCCGCAGCGCAGACGUGUGUCGCAGCUGCUUGUAGACAGGCAGGCCCAAGAGAGCAAUGCUACAGUGCAGCUGCGAGAGGAUGUCCUCGAGCAGUGGGAGCUGAGGAAGCAAGGCCCGAAGAAGGAUCCGCGCCGAAGGACCAUCUACGUUCCAUCCGACGAUACAACCAUCAUGACCAUUCAUCCCGGGCAGCCUACGCAGAGGCCGCGGAAUCCCAGAGAGAAGUCGCCGGAUAUUGGAUUGGAUCUGGUCACUCUGUCGGAAGAGGAGCCGGAGAACCUGGUACCCGUGCUGAAGAAGGAGAAGAAAGCUCCACGCAAAUCGCUGGCUGUUCCGCCGAAGCGCGUGCCUCUGCAGCAUUCAUCGCGGCAAAGCGUCUCUUUUGCUAGCGAUGUGUUUGGUCAGGGCGGGGGUAAGGAGAAUGUUCCGCCGGGCAUGCAGGUAUUUGAGAGCAAGUCCGGCACGCAUAUCGAGUUCAACUUUGGCAAAGAGGAAGCGAAGAGGCCCGCGGUGAAGCCUGCUAAGGUCCACUUCAAUACGUCGUCAUCUGACACGAAACCACAAGCGAAGACAAAGUCGGAGGGCACUCAAAAGCGAUUGCGGUCCCAGCUCAGCUACGACGGAUCGCCAGCGAAGUCCAUCAAAGCGAAGGCGGACAGCAUUGCAUCUACACUACGUACAACUAGCACGAAGCCUAGCAUCAAGACUGUCAAGAGUCGGGUAUCCAAGGUCGAUCGAGGCCCUCUUUCGUCCUCGCCAUUCCACACGGAUAGAUCUCCACCUACAGCACUGCGUCGCCAGAGGGCAGAACGAGCGCCAACGAAGAUUACUUUGAUGCACGAGGUCGGUAAGCCGCAGACCCAAGUGCCCAAGGAGAAGUACCCUGUCCUUGCGGAGGAUCUGGCGCGGCCCGAGCUCUACGAAGACAAUUGGCUUACCUAUCAAGAGGUAGCCAUUACCCAGCUACUGAACUGUAUGUUCGACUCAGCCAGCAAGGAUCCGAACGCGGAGCAGAGCCCCGAGGAGCUGAGGAAGAAGCUGCUUGGGCUGUAUCACGACCCUGCGAUCCCCCUAAUGCAUAAGCGACUGCAGGCUUCCCUACAGUAUGGCGCGUUGAGCAUACCAAAAGAUCUGCUGGCUCAGACACUUAGGCUCAAAGACGAUGUCGGCCUCCGGAAGAGGUUCCUGAACCUGUGGGUCAAAUCGUACGACCUCGCAUCGCUUCGAGUGGCCGCCGAAACUGUCAUUGGACGCCAGAUCACCAUUCCAUCAAGGCUUUCGAGCGGUAGCACCAGCUCAGAUGACGGAUCUCGUUCAAUGCGAGCUGAGCGAAGAGCUAUCGAGAGCUUCUUGGAUACGUUCCUGAUCCGCAACGAGGAUGCUGCUCGCCCGAAGAGUGGAGUGGGAAGCAUCGCCAGCAUCGCGCGAGGCGAUCACCAAGCCGACGACUUCGGCUCGCAAGGCUGGUCCUGGAGGCGAACGGCUCUGCGAAGCCUGAUGCUAAUCUACCUCCUAGACAAGGCGAAAACCGCAGACAUUCUUCCGGGCUGCCUCUUCCAGUCUACAUCGUCGUACAAGGCUUCCACAGACGUGCUCCACGCCCUAUCCAACAUGCUCCUCCCUUCUCAUGGCGACAUCACACGUCCGCUAGGCCAUCUCAACUACAAAGUCGAGCACGCCCAGUAUCCCUUGCAAGAGUAUACUUACCAUAUUGACAACAUCGCCAUCGACCUUCGUGAUGGCGUCAUUUUAACCCGUCUUGUGGAGCUCCUGCUCUACCCGCCUUCCACGCUCAUCGCGCUGCAGGAAGCCACCGUCACUAUCACCAUGCCCACCGGCGACGUUCUGACCAGUACUUUCGACUUUGCGCAAAAGGAAAGCUGGGUUCUCUCGCAACAUCUCAAGUUCCCUUCUAUUGGCCGCGCUCAGAAACUGUACAAUGUGCAGGUCGCGCUGUCAGCCCUGAGCGGCAUGCGUGGGAUCCCAGUCCAAGCCGUCGGCGGUAUCAAAGCAGAGGAUAUCGUCGACGGACACCGUGAGAAGACGCUCAGUCUGCUCUGGUCGCUGGUUGGGAAAUACGGUCUCGGAUCCUUGGUCGACUGGCCGCAGAUCGUUAAAGAGAUCGAGCGCUUCAGAGAAAUGUGGUACACCAAGCGCGACAACUACGAGAAGCGAGAAUUGGAUUCAGAUGACGAUGAAGCAACGACGGAGCUGGAUGGACUAGAAUACCACAAGCGGCUCCUACUCUCCUGGUCCCGCUGCAUCGCGCGUCUGCAUGGACUGCGCGUCACGAACCUCACAACCUCCUUCUCCAACCCGAAGGUCCUCGAAGCAAUCGUCGAUACAUAUCUUCCGUCUACUCUUAUCUCCGCCACAACGUCCUCUCGUCUCAGCCUAGCUGCGAAGUUGAAAGCAACGGGCUGCUCCACCUCCUUCAUCGCGCUCUUCACGCCCCAGCAUACAUCAGCGAAGACCAUCCCCUCGAAAGACUUCACCCUCCUCACUCUGUCUUUUCUCGCGUCUCGGCUCCUCCCGCUCAGCCUUACGCACCGCGCCGCUGCUACGAUCCAACGCUUCUACCGGCGCCGCCUACUGCGGCAGCACAUCCAUAGGCACAUCAUGCUCAUGCGACUUGCCGCUGACUGUGCGGCCGUCGCACAAACGAGGGAGAGGUUGGUGGGCGCCGCUGUGGUGAUACAGCGAAGGUGGAGAGACAUUUUGGAGAGCAGGAAGGUACAGAUGGAGGAAGAUGUGAUGAGGUUUCAGGCUCUGGCCAGGGGAUGGGCGAUCAGGCGGUGGGUGCGGCGCGUUACUGGGGGCCGGAUCGGUGGGAAGGAGAAGGUUCGACGGAUGCGAGGAGGCUGGUGA